This is a messenger RNA of Eriocheir sinensis (Chinese mitten crab), 3935 nucleotides long. It is a transcript of the gene MICU3, whose product is annotated as calcium uptake protein 3, mitochondrial-like. The record is from RefSeq and is a predicted model, not a curated record. Gene Ontology annotation, biological process: calcium import into the mitochondrion; mitochondrial calcium ion homeostasis. Gene Ontology annotation, cellular component: uniplex complex. The coding region runs from base 141 to 1631 and encodes 496 amino acids. The transcript has 14 exons. NCBI's taxonomy places the organism in Eukaryota, Metazoa, Arthropoda, Malacostraca, Decapoda, Varunidae. Gene Ontology annotation, molecular function: calcium ion binding.
GUGCGGGGUGGAUGGAGCGGACCAUGUGGAGUGAAACGGCGGAGGAAGGGAGAGAGGGAGGGAGACCUGCAGCAGCCACAGCCUUUGAAAAUAGUUGAUGCAAGAGGCGAGAUCGUCCAGACUGAGGGACACACACAAACAUGGCGACAGUAGGAAGACGUCUGCCCCGGAAUGUCCUGUCAUUAUGCCGCCGUGCACAGUGCUCGAGGACAGUUAAGACCAGUGCCUCCCAUGGUAGCUUCAGGAGUAAUCAGAGCCUCUACCUGUGUGGAGUAGCCGCGGCGACAUCCACUUACUUAGGCUGGAAAUGGCUGCAAGGGAGUGCCGUGGUGGAGGCUGCCAAACCCUUUCGCCGUCCUAUUGAUGAAUCAUCCCUUCGUGGCCUGAAGCUGAACCACCGUGAGCGCCGAUUCAUCAAGUUCUCAUCUGUUGAGUAUGAGGGACAGCUGUACAUGACACCCCAGGACUUCAUUGAGUCAGUGACAGACUCUGAGCCUCGCCCUCGCUUAAAGAGGAAGAUGCUCAAUGAGAGAGAUUUGGAGCAGUUUUCCCAGGAGACCCCUUUACUCUCCAAGAGCUCUCCAGACAUGUUCAGAACCAUAUUUGAUAAGGGUAUCAUUUCAUAUACAGAGUACUUGUUCCUGCUCUCAAUUCUUACAAAGCCGCAGACAGGGUUCAGGAUCGCCUUCAACAUGUUUGACACUGACGGCAACCAGCGGGUCGACAAGGAGGAGUUUCUUGUGUUAAUGGACUUGAUCACUUGUGGAGUUUACCGGGCGUAUUCCUCUUGGUUGAGUGACACAGCCCAGGAUGAAAACGAUGACUCUGAGAAUUCCAAGAAGCUGAAGGCAACAAGGCAGGUCGUAAGUCAGCAGCUGGUGGGCCGAACUGUAGACAGCGUUCGUGUGGGGCUUGAAAAAAUCUUCAGCACUGCUCGGAGGGAUCGGCUGAACAGAGCCUUAGAGGGAGCAGUGAAGGCCAACGAUGCAGGAGGAGAUGAAGAGGUUGUGCUAGAGGACGAGCUGCAGAAGAGUCAUGUUGUGGACACCACCCUCCUCCUCCACUUCUUUGGUCGCAAGGGCAAGCAGGACCUCAAGUUUGAGGAAUUUAAAAUGUUUAUGGAAAACCUUCAAACUGAGGUCCUGGAGAUUGAGUUCAAUGAGUUCUCGAAGGGUCUGCCGGCAAUAACUGAGCUGGACUUCGCCAAGAUAUUACUACGCUACACCUACCUGCAAUCUGACCAAUACGAGAUGUACCUGGAGAGGCUUCUGGACCGCAUCCCCGAGGGGCGAGGAAUCACCUUCUCAGAGUUCAAGUCCUUCUGCCAGUUCCUCAACACUCUGGAUGACUUUGCCAUUGCCAUGAGGAUGUACACCUUAGCUGAUCAACCCAUCUCCCAAGAGGAGUUCCACCGAGCAGUCAAGAUUUGCACUGGUGCCGAGCUGAGCCCUCACAUAGUGGAUACUGUCUUCAAGAUCUUUGAUGAUGAUGGAGAUGGCCAGCUCAGCUAUAAAGAGUUCAUUGCCAUUAUGAGAGAUCGGCUGCAUCGUGGCUUCAAGCACACCUCGCGGAGUGAAGGCUGGGAUGCCUUCAAGCAAUGUGUCAAGAGUGAGAUGAAGGCCGUGGUGUGAAGACCCUAAGUGCUGAUACAAGAGUCAACAACCCAGUGAGGGCUGGGUAGGCUUCAAGGCAUGUGUGAAGGAAGCCAUGAGGAAUCAGGGGCAACAGGAUUAGUAGCCCUCACUCACUUCGGCCUCCCGGACACACACGUUGCACAGCACUGCAAUGAUGGCAUUGGUCACAAAGUGUUGUUACAUAAUUUAAAGUGUAUAAAGUAGUAUUACAUAAUUUUAUUUAUGAGUGAAACAUACAGGUGAAAACAUUUUUCUUGGAUUAGAGCUUGUUCAACUGAUUGAUUAUUAACUCUGCCAUUUUUUAAAACUUACUAACUAUGCCAUUUUUUUUUUAUCUCAGACUGAAUAAAUUUUGUGUGAUGAUUAAGUGAUUAGCAUUACUGAUUGCAUUAUAGGCUUGCACAUUUUGACCAGGCUGUGCAUCUGAAAUCAUGGUAAUUUAAUGUCCAAAUCUUAAUCGUGAUAGAUCAGCAGCUGCACACCUAUGGAAACACCUUGGUAUGUCACUAUACUGACCUGGUCAUUAUAGUGUCAGUGUAUCACUUUGUAAUAAAUAAAUAAACCACACAAUCAGUUAAGACAAAGAAAAACCAUAAGUGCACACCAAGCAUCAAAAGUUUACAUAUCAUACCUACUCAAGGGUGUUUAUAAGCUUAGCUAACAUCAUGCUGCUUCCUGUGGUGCUGUUACUGUGAACCUUGAAACUUUUACAAUACAUGGAGAUGCAUGCACUUUCCCUCCCAGUGUGUAAAAAAUUCAUGACUGAUUCUGAAAAAUUUAAGGGAGGAAAUGCACUGCUGUGUGCUGAUUAUCAUGGAACAUUACUAGUAAAGGAUGGACACUAUCAACAUUGCAUGCUCCGUCCACCAUAUGUAAUAAAUGAUAAAAAUGACAAAUUUAAAGGUUUUCCAGUGGUACUCUCGUAAAUAUGUUUGAUUACAUAUGUAUGUAAGAAUAUUAUAUAUGCAAAUAUGUAAGUAUACAAAGCACAAAUAUAACUCUUUGUGAUUAAAGAUAUAAGUUCAACAAUGGUUUUGAUAUAAUUGCAGAAGUGCAUUUUAUUCAAAUCAUUGGGUAACAUGGAAAAAUCAUUUGCUAAACACUGUAUACUUAUUGAAUAUGGAGAUUAACAUUUUCAUGUUCAGUGUGACUUUCCCGCUGUGUCACAAGGUGAGGGAGAGGUAGUGUUUCUCUGUAACUAGCAGGGCUACAUGGCCUAAGUACUUAGCUCUGAGGAUUGUUUCAGAGUGGUUCGCUUCAUAGAAACCAUGGAAGUCCCUUAUUUAUUAUCUUGCUUAUGUGUUGACUAAGCUGCAGGAAAGCUUUGUCUCUGAAUGUCUAGGCACUGAAUGUCAUGUUUUCUUACUCUGUGCUAAGGAAUGGUCUGUUCUUGAGAGUUGUGCAGAUUAUUGUUGAUUGUUAAAACAGUGAAGAUGACAGGCACCUGCCAUAUGGUAAAGAGCAUGACAGUGGAACAGAUGCCAUGUAGAUAGAACGUUUUCUAGUCAAAGAAUUGUAGAUAUACAAAGUUUAUUAAUGAUCUUAUCUUCUCCCUUUUGUGAAAAGUGGUGCUCUGCUACUUUCAAUCAUGCCUGUUGAGCAGAUUAUAUAAUAUCGUUAGUAUAUAUUCUGUUGUUACUUUUCUACAAAUUCAGUGAAUUUUGAUAUGGGUUAAAAUUCAUGCAAAUACCAAGUUUGUUGUACAGAUUGACUGGUUAUAUACAUCAGUUUUCUAAAGCAAGGUAAAGAUACACACAACCCCACUGCAAAACUAUGCAUCAACCUAUAUGUGUUUUGCAAGGCCCCAGUCAUUGUCUUGUUCUCCUUAUGGUGGCUCUUCACUAAGCCACCAUUUGGAAGCAGGGCCAUUACAAAAUAUGGCUGCAUGCCCUUACUGGCACCAACAUUAACCCAUGCAAAGUAUGGACAUUCACUUCCCUGAGCAGAGACAUGCCAGUUGUAUACCCUGCACAUGUAUGAAAAAAGGGCAGGCAAGAUGUGCAGGAAAAUUGAAUGAAACUGACUAGUUGAAAACUGGAGAAAUAAGCUUUAAACUGAAGUAAACUGAUGCAACCUUCAAAAAGCAAUGCUGAAAGAUGAUUAUUCAGUAAGAAUACUUGACGGGAUUGCACCAGUACAGAAUUAAUGUAAAACACAAAUCAAACAAGAAAUACCACAGCAAUGUGACUGUAGUUGCAAUGCAUUUCUCUAUGAACUUUAAGGAGUUGAAUAGUUACUAUUUAUAUCAUUAUAUCACUUGUUAAACUGGAUUUAAUAUGUUAUUAAAGUUUAUGUAAAUCA